Molecule: messenger RNA, 3128 nt
Organism: Psammomys obesus (fat sand rat)
Lineage: Eukaryota; Metazoa; Chordata; Mammalia; Rodentia; Muridae
Gene: Klhl26
Product: kelch like family member 26
Exons: 3
Coding region: 181-1983 (600 amino acids)
Molecular function (GO): protein binding
Source: RefSeq, a predicted model, not a curated record
CUUGUCCCCGAGCAGACCGAAGCCUGGAGAAGGCAUGACAGCAGACAUGUCAGACAACUGCAGCAGCGCCCUCCCUCCGCGCAGGGCUUCUGGCGAGGUUUGCGGCAGCACGGAUGCCCUCCCCUCCGGUGGAGCCAGCCAGCCACAGGUGCAGCAAGAGCAGGUGUUCCCGUGACCCUCAUGCCGCUGCUGCAGCAGUGGCUGCCUCUUGUUGGCAGCCUGGCCGACAGGAAUGGGGCCCUCAAGUGUACCUUCUCUGCAGCUAGCCAUAGUAGCGGCCUCCUGCAGGGUCUGGCCACCCUUCGUGCGCAGGGCCAGCUGCUGGAUGUGGUCCUCACUGUCAACAGUGAAGCUUUCCACGCGCACAAGGUGGUCCUGGCGGCCUGCAGCGACUACUUCAGAGCCAUGUUUACCGGCGGCAUGCGCGAGGCCAGCCAGGCGGUCAUCCAGCUGCAGGGCGUGUCUGCACGCGGCCUCCGUCACAUCAUCGACUUCGCCUACAGUGCUGAGGUGACCCUGGACCUGGACUGCGUGCAGGACGUGCUGGGCGCCGCUGUGUUCCUGCAGAUGCUGCCGGUGGUGGAGCUGUGCGAGGACUUCCUGAAAGCUGCCAUGAGCGUGGAGACGUGCCUGCACAUUGGCCAGAUGGCCACCACCUUCAGCCUGGCGUCGCUGCGCGAGUCGGUAGACGCCUUCACGUUCCGCCACUUCCUGCAGAUCGCGGCGGAAGAGGACUUCCUGCGCCUGCCGCUGGAGCGCCUCGUCUUCUUUCUGCAGAGCAACCGGCUGCAGAGCUGCGCCGAGAUCGACCUGUUCCACGCGGCUGUGCGCUGGUUGCAGCACGACCCUGCGCGCCGAGCGCGGGCCAGCCUCGUGCUGCGCCACGUGCGCUUCCCGCUCAUGCAGCCCGCCGAGCUGGUGGACAGCGUGCAGACGCUCGACGUCAUGCUGGACGACGCGCUGUGUCGCCAGUACCUGCUGGAGGCCUUCAGCUACCACGUGCUGCCCUGCCGCCAGCAUGACAUGCAGUCGCCACGCACGGCCGUGCGCUCGGACGUGGCCUCCCUGGUGGCCUUCGGAGGCACGCCCUACACCGACAGCGACCGCGCCGUCAGCAGCAAGGUGUUCCAGCUGCCCGAGCCCGGGGCGCGCCACUUCCGCGAGCUCACGGAGAUGGAGCUCGGUUGCAGCCACGCGGGCGUGGCCGUGCUGGAUAACUUCGUGUAUGUGGCCGGUGGCCAGCACCUGCAGCACCGCAGCGGCGAGGGCGCCGUGGACGCCUGCUACCGCUACGACCCGCAGCGCAACUGCUGGCUGCGGCUGCAGGCGCUGCGGGAGAGCCGCGUGCAGUUCCAGCUCACCGCCCUGGGCGGGCUGCUGUACGCCACGGGUGGCCGCAACCGCGCAGGCAGCCUGGCGUCCGUGGAGCGCUACUGCCCGCGCCGGGACAGCUGGGACUUUGCCUGCCCCCUGAAGCGCCGCAUCUGGGGCCACGCGGGCGCCGCGGCCGCCGGCCGCCUCUACAUCUCCGGUGGCUACGGCGUCUCAGCCGAGGACAAGAAGGCACUGCAGUGCUAUGACCCCUCAGCCGACCGCUGGGAGCCCAGGGCGCCCAUGCGAGAGCCCCGGGUGCUGCACGCCAUGCUGGGCGCUGCAGGCCGCAUCUACGCCCUAGGCGGCCGCAUGGACCACGUGGACCGCUGCUUUGACGUGCUGGCCGUGGAGUACUACGUGCCCGAGGCCGACCAGUGGACCAGCGUGGCCCCUAUGCGGGCUGGCCAGUCGGAGGCCGGCUGCUGCCUGCUGGAGAGGAAGAUCUACGUCGUGGGCGGCUACAACUGGAGGCUGAACAACGUCACCGGCAUUGUGCAGGUGUACAACACGGACACGGACGAGUGGGAGCGGGACCUGCACUUCCCGGAGUCCUUCGCGGGCGUCGCCUGUGCCGCCGUGCUGCUGCCCCGCGCCGGCCACUGCAGGUAGCCUGGGAUCCCGGACUGGCUGCGUCCCCACAGACGUCAGAACCCCAGCCCCGGGGUUCCCCACCUCCCAGCGCCGAGCCAGCAGAGGUCUGGUCUCGGAAGUUUAGGCAUUGUGGUAGUCACUGCCCAGCGGGUGUCCUGUGGGGCAGGGCCUCCAUUUCCCUCAUCCUUAGCCAGACGCUCAGCUUAUGGACGGAAAGCGUCUCCGUGGGAACCGCCUCCCCGUCUCCUGACUGGUCUGAGAUCCUGGCUGUGCCGUGGGUAAAGGCACUUGCCACCAGGCCUGGAAACCAGAGUUCUGUCUUGGGACCCACAAGGCAGAGGGGCUUCUCAGCAUUGUCCUGUGGUCUCCACGUGGGCACUGUGGCGCGCACUCGUGCACACAAUCAAAUGGGUGUAAUUUAAGAUUGCAAAUCAGCUUGCCUGGUACCCCGGCAGCAUUCAGGAUGCAGGAACCCAGUGUGCCUGCCCCAGAGGCACCCUGCCAGGGCAGAUGCAGAAUGUCUUCAGCACCAGCUCCCUGGCCCACCUUGACUUGUGGUGUGGACUUCUGAAGCAUCCCUAAGAGGCCCCCUGUGCAGUCAGGGACCCAGCAUUGUUUGUGUGUGCCAGUCCACUUUUAUAAGGAGACAGAACCAAGUGAGGCAUGGCAGCCUGCUGUUCCAGUACUCUAGAGGCCGCUGAGGGAGGAUCAUUGCAAGUUCUAGGCCAGCCAGGGCCACAGAGUGAGAGCCUAUCUCAAAUGACAAAACCCACAAAAACCAAAACCAAGAAACACAAAAGCCAACUCAGAUGGCCAGGGAGGAGAGUGAGCUGGGUGCCCAUCUCUCAUGCUGGCUGCAGGUAGCCGUCCUCCCAGGUCUGGUCCUUCCAUGGGCUCCCCACCCUGGGGUGGGGGCAGUGGGGAUGCUGUCUCUAUGAGCCCCAGCAGCCUCACCGAGAUGGCAACUAUGCUUUGUUUUACUGUUUAAAUGCUGAAGUCUUAUCUUCGUGUUUUGUUUCAUUUUCUCUUGUUUACGGAAGCCACAAGACAGAUGGAUAUUGCCAUUGUGUGGCCACUCACUGCAUGAGAAAUUAACCCCACUGUUUGGCUGCGACCUCUGCUGAUCAGUUCUUUUAUUUAAUAAAGACUUUAUGGUGGAAGGA